AUGGCGAAGAAGCGGAAGCGCAGCGACGCCCCGGCGGAGGCGGCCGGCGCAGAGAAGCCCGACGACUCCGCGCUGGCGCGCCCGGAGCGCACACUCUUCGGCUUCAAGGACCCGGCCCCCGACGCCGAGCCCGCCUCCGCGGGCGACGGUGCUGCGGUGGCGCCGUUCCGGAACAGGGAGAAGGUGCUCAUCACCUGCUCCCGCCGCAUCACGUACAGGUAUCGGCAUCUGAUGCAGGACGUGCUGUCGCUGCUCCCGCACGCGAAGAAGGACAGCAAGGUCGAGUCGAAGCAGAGCAAGGGGAGCGCGCUGAACGAGCUGGUCGAGCUCAGGAGCUGCUCCAGCUGCCUCUUCUUCGAGUGCAGAAAACAGAAGGAUCUUUACCUUUGGAUGGUGAAGUCUCCUGGUGGACCAUCAGUGAAAUUUCUAGUAAAUGCUGUUCACACCAUGGAGGAGUUGAAGCUUACUGGUAACCAUCUGAAAGGGUCACGACCACUUCUUACAUUUUCUACAAAUUUUGAUGAGCAACCUCAUUGGAAGCUUGUGAAGGAAAUGAUAACUCAGAUAUUUGCUACUCCUAAAGAUCACCGUAAAGCAAAACCUUUCCAUGACCAUGUAUUUGUGUUCUCCAUUGUGGAUGGUCAUGUUUGGUUUCGAAACUACCAGAUUUCAGUUCCCCACAAUGAGAUUGAUAAAGUUGAUAAAGGUGGUCUGGAUAAAAUGACACUUAUUGAGGUUGGCCCCAGGUUCUGUUUGAAUCCAAUCAAAAUAUUUGGUGGAAGUUUUGGUGGUCCUACAUGGUAUGAGAACCCAUACUACAUUUCCCCCAAUCAGAUCCGUGCACUAGAGAAGAGGCAGAAGGCAGGCAAAUAUGCCAAGAAGGUGAAGGCCAAGGUGAGGAGGAAGAUGCACGAGAUGGAGAACACGCUGGAGCCUGAUGAGUUUGCUGAGCUCUGGAAAGGGGAGUAA
Miscanthus lutarioriparius is the source of this 969-nucleotide messenger RNA. NCBI's taxonomy places the organism in Eukaryota, Viridiplantae, Streptophyta, Magnoliopsida, Poales, Poaceae. The record is from the annotation of a GenBank genome assembly.